AGUGACUAGUGACUAAUGAGUAAUGAGUAAUUAGUUCAUUCUUCAUCCUAUGCUUUACGGAUGCGGUUGUGUAUUGUGUAGUAUGAAAUUAAUUGUUGUUUUUCAUUGACGCAAUUAUUUUAUUACCUAUUUUUAUUUUUUUUUUAAAUAAAAAGACUUUAAUAUUUCAAUUCGAGAAAAAAUGUCGUCCGAUAAAUCACAAUGUGUGAAUGAUAGACUAUCAAAGGAUUUAAAGGAGCAGGAAGAUAUUAAUGUUGUAGCAAUCGAUUGUGAAAUGGUUGGCACACGAAGAGGUAGUAUUUUGGCUCGUGUUUCAAUUGUUAAUUCUAAGGGCGAAACCAUCUGCGACAAGUUUGUCAAGCCUACAGGAAAAGUGAUAGAUUAUCGUACACCUGUGAGUGGCAUUCGACCUAGAGACAUUGAAAACGGGGAGGCGUUUGCCAAAGUACGUCAAGAAGUUGUGAAAAUACUCAAAAACAAAAUAUUGGUAGGCCAUGGAGUAAAGCAUGACUUGGAGGUAUUGCAAAUUUCACAUCCCGAACAUAUGAUUAGAGACACCUCGUUGCACUGGAAAGUCAAGGAAUCUUCGAAACUUAGAACGCCUAGUCUGAAAUUUUUGGCAAAACGUUUACUUGGAGUAACUAUACAGGAAGGAGAACACAGUUCUGUUGAAGAUGCCAAGGCAGCACUACAGGUGUAUUUGAAAGAAAGAAAAAAUUGGGAAUCUAGUUAAGAAAAUUAGUUGUUUCAGAAAUAAGGGUAAACCACAUAGAAAGCAUAAAAGUAUUAAUUUUUUUGUUUACAUUAACACUAAAGUAUAAUUUUGAAUAUUGAUAAUUUAAGAUCAUUUCUUAUACAUUUUGUGAAUUAAGUCUGUAAUAUUGUAAAAUUAUUUUUCUUAAAAUAUAAUUUUAUUUCAGUUUAAA
Aphis gossypii (cotton aphid) is the source of this 926-nucleotide messenger RNA. Its product is annotated as RNA exonuclease 4-like. The record is from RefSeq and is a predicted model, not a curated record. The transcript is spliced from 2 exons. Gene Ontology annotation, molecular function: nucleic acid binding; 3'-5' exonuclease activity. NCBI's taxonomy places the organism in Eukaryota, Metazoa, Arthropoda, Insecta, Hemiptera, Aphididae. Gene Ontology annotation, biological process: rRNA processing. Gene Ontology annotation, cellular component: nucleus. The coding region runs from base 182 to 733 and encodes 183 amino acids.